AUGACCACUAAUACUAGUUCGUCGCAGAUUCUCAUCCACACGGCCGCGUUCGUCUCCGAAACCCUUUCGCAAUCGGACCUCCGCAGCCACCUCCUCUCCACGCUCCGCCGCAGGCUGCCGCCGUCGCAGUACUCCAACCAAGCAAAGCUCAAGCCCCUCAACCUCGCCGCCGAAACCCUAGAAAACGCCAUCGCCGCCGAGAGCGCCGCAGUCCGGACCUCCUCCCUCCGCCUCUGCGAGAAGCUCCUCCUCUCCGGGCCGAAAAGCCCCUUCGCCUCUCUCCUCCUCUCCCUCAUCUACGGCCUCUGCCGCCGCUCGAUCGACGCCGCCAUCUGCAUCCUCGAGAUCUUCAAAACCGAGCCGGCGCUCGCCCGGACGGAGGUGGCGCCGGUGCUGUUCGAGGAGCUCUUCCUCGUCCACCUCCUCCCGGUGCUGCAAUGGUACAACCGCCGCCGGUCGCAGAUCCUGCCGGCGAUGUCCCCAAACGUGAGCUACGAAAACGACGACGUUUCGAUCAACGACAUGUCGGCGGCGUUUUUCCCGGGGUCGAAUUCGCUGUCGAAGAUGAGCGGGGUUCAGACGGUGGGGCUGAAGGAGCUGGAGAGCAGCUACGAGAGGGUUUUGGAUGAGAAUUGUAGGGUUUUUAGUGAGUAUUUCAGGGAGGUUUUGGAGAAUAAAGACGGUGGGAGAGUGAUUGAGCCGCCGGCUGCGGUGUUGGAAUUGAGUAGUGAUGAAUUCCGGUAUGAUGAUCGGAGUAGUAGUACCGGUGAAGAUGACGCCGGAUUUGGAAACGGACGGUACAAUCCAAUAUGGGCUGAAGCAGAAAAUUCAGUUGAAUCGUUCAGCACGGGCAGCAGUGUAAGAAGACCCAGGUCUCCCCCGUUGUAUCCUCAAAGAGUUGCACUUGAUAAUAUCAUCACUGGCCACAAACCUUCAUGGAUGUUGGGAAGAAGGCCACGUGUAAAUUCCGAUUCUGAGCUGGAAGAGUCUUCAUUAGAGGAGCAUUCUCUGGAUUCUUCUUUGGAUUCCGAAGCAGAAAUUGAGGUGAGUAUCGAUACUAACAAGAAAUGAAAGAACUUUAACAGCUGGCCUGAUAUAACUAUGCAACUUUUUUUGGUUUCUAAUGCUCCAAAAUCACCCAUUACUGCUUUUGGCAUUAGCUUUACAUUCUUUAUUUCAAUUGGUAAUAUUUGGAUUCUUGUCGUUCUAUAUAGUUCAUCUCCAAACCGGCUCAUGGCAGAUUCUGAAAACCAAUCUAGUAGUGGAAAGUUUACACCUCCUAAGGACUUUGUGUGUCCCAUAACUAGUACCCUUUUUGAUGAUCCAGUGACACUUGAGACUGGUCAGACAUACGAGCGAAAAGCCAUCCAAGAAUGGCUUGAUAGAGGAAAUUCAACCUGCCCAAUUACACGCCAGAACUUGCAAAGUACCCAACUGCCUAAGACCAACUAUGUCCUCAAACGUCUGAUUGCAAGUUGGCAAGAGCAGAACCCUGGUAUAGUCUUCAGCCCAUCCGAUAAUCCAAGCCCGCAGAUUGAGCCAAUGGUGAAAUCCAUAAUGCCAUCAACUUCUCCUGUCAGUGUCAUAAGCCAAGCUGCAAUUGAUAGUGCAGUUAGUGAGUUGAGAAUUGCCAUCACCAAUCUUUGUAUGUCAGAAAUUCUCAAGGAGUCUGAAAUGGCUGUUCUUCGUAUUGAGCGCUUCUGGCUGGAAGCAAAUGUGGAAUGGGACAUUCAGAAUAUGCUCUCAAAACCUCCAGUAAUUAAUGGUUUUGUGGAGGUUCUUUUCAAUUCUGUUGAUCCUAGAGUUCUAACAGCUACGGUUUUCCUCUUGUCUGAGCUGGGUUCAAGAGACAAUGCUGUGAUUCAGACACUAACCCAGGUUGACUCUGAUGUGGAAUGUAUUGUGGCUCUUUUCAAAAAGGGGUUGAUGGAGGCUGUUGUCUUGAUAUAUCUGUUAAGGCAUUGCAUUCUUAAUCUAGUAGAGAUGGACCUGGUGGACUCUCUCUUAUCCGUUAUUAGAAAGAGAAAUGAUGAUUUCCCUAAUAUGUAUCUAAAGCCAAAAUCAGCUGCAGUGGUUUUACUGGGGCAUAUUGUUGGUGUCAGUGAAUCGAUUGCCAGCUCUUUGACUUCUGAAAAAUCACUUGAAAGAAUAAUCAGCAGUUUGGAAUCUGAAUCAGCAGAAGAGAAGACUGCAGCGAUUGGUAUCUUAUUAAGGUGUAUGCAACAAGAUGGGCACUGCAGGAACACAAUAGCUGAUAAAGCUGAGUUAGCUCCUGUUUUGGAUAGCUUCACGGGUGCAAAGGAUGAAGAACGGUUUGAGAUAGUUCUCUUUUUGUCUGAGUUAGUAAAAUUAAACAGGAGGACAUUCAAUGAACAAAUCCUGCAUAUCAUAAAGGAUGAGGGCCCUUUCAGUACAAUGCACACCCUCCUUAUUUAUCUUCAGACUGCUGCUCAAGACCAUUGUCCUGUUGUGGCUGGUCUACUACUUCAACUUGAUCUUCUGGCAGAGCCAAGAAAGAUGAGCAUAUUCCGUGAAGAAGCAAUGGACACUCUCAUCUCAUGUCUCAGAAAUACUGAGUUCCCAUCUGCCCAAAUCGCUGCUGCUGAAACCAUUAUGUCACUGCAAGGGAGGUUUACCACAUCCGGAAAGCCUCUUGCUAGGGCCUUCCUUCUAAAACGUGCUGGCAUUGACAAAAUUUAUAAACAACGCGUGCGAAUGGAUCAACUUAGCAGCUUUUCUGGAGAAGAUGAAACUCUAGUGAGCUUCUUCUUCUUCUUUUAGGGUAUGCAAGAAUUAAAUUCUUGCAGGAGGGAUAUUGUAAAAGGCCUGAGAGAGCUAAAGAGAUACACUCCCUUGGCGUUUCAAAUGCUAAAAGUGUUUUCAGAAGGGCAAGACUCUAGUGCAGAGCUGUGGGAUCAUAAAGAAUUAGUUCAAGUAGAUUGCAGUGAGAACGGAGAGGUUCUUUCAGUAGUUUGCUUCAAGGAUAAAAUAUUUUCUGGCCAUUCAGAUGGAACUAUAAAGGUCUGGACGGGUAAAGGUAGCAUUCUCCAUCUAAUCCAAGAAACUCAAGAACAUACAAAGGCAGUGUCUAGCUUGGCAAUUUUGCAAUCAAAGGAGAUUCUAUACAGUGGUUCACUAGAUAAAACAACAAGGGCCUGGUCUAUAAGCAAUGAAGGAAUCCAAUGUGUAGAAGUUCAUGAUAUGAAGGAUCAAGUUCAUAAUCUGGCCGUCACCAAUAGCUUUUCAUGCUUCAUUCCACAAAGCAAUGGUAUCAAGGCUCACUCAUGGAAUGGAGGAUCCAAAAUGUUAAAUUCGGGCAAAUCUGUAAAGUGCUUUGCUCUGGUAAAUGGGAAAAUAUUUUGUGGAUGCCAUGAUAGCACUGUUCAGGAGAUUGAUUUGGUAACAGGAACACUCAGUACCAUUCAGACCGGCUCCCGGAAAUUACUUGGGAAAUCAAAUCCUAUCCAUUGCAUUCAGUAUCAUAGUGGAUUGAUAUACGCAGCAGGUUCUUCGUUGGAUGGAUCAGCAGUGAAGAUUUGGAGUGCUGCAAACUUCAGUUUGGUUGGGUCUCUGUCAACUACACUAGAAGUGCGGGCAAUGACAUUAAGCUCGGAACUGAUCUAUUUGGGUGGUAAAGGGGGAUGUGUGGAAAUUUGGGAUAGGGAGAAGCAGAACAAAAUAAUAGACACACUACAAACUGGCACAAACUGUAAGGUUCUUUCCUUGGCUCUUGAUGCCAAUGAGGAAGUUUUGGUUACUGGAACUUCUGAUGGCCGAAUCCAGGCAUGGGGAUUGAGCUAAGACGAUUUGGUAGGAUUCGGAACCCAAUAUAAGGGAGGAAGAACAGCUGAAGAUAAUAGAUUAUUAGAUGAAAUUCUUUGCAAUAAUUUUUUUUCUUUGUUUAAAAAGCCUUAUAGGAAAAGAUAUAUUGCUUCAAUCAAAAUAAAAACAUAUAUACGAGAUGUAAACCAUUGCAUUGUAAUUCGGCUUUUUGUAGCUGUGUACAGAUACUGAUAUUAAAUGUAAGAUAUAACAUGUUCAAUACC
This is a messenger RNA of Fragaria vesca subsp. vesca, 4046 nucleotides long. RefSeq names its product putative E3 ubiquitin-protein ligase LIN-like. The record is from RefSeq and is a predicted model, not a curated record. Gene Ontology annotation, molecular function: ubiquitin-protein transferase activity; protein binding. Lineage: Eukaryota; Viridiplantae; Streptophyta; Magnoliopsida; Rosales; Rosaceae. Gene Ontology annotation, biological process: protein ubiquitination.